AUGGGAAACGGACCGUCAAAGUCGCGAUCACGGUCCAGGGGCCAAUUUGGUGACUUUUCUGCUGAUCAGGUAAAGGAGAGCAAAUCUUCUUUUGCUGGGAACACCAGCAGUUACCAAUCAGCGCCCCCACCGUAUUCUACAUCUGCCACACCAGCAACGACGCGGUCCUCUUCAAAUGACGCUGAAGAAUCAUUGGAAGACGCGCUUGAGACUCUGCGCCAUUAUGACACAGUUAUCAUCAUGGACGAUUCUUCAUCUAUGGCUGGUUCACUAUGGAAAGAGGCAAAACAGGCACUGGCCACACUUGCGGAUGUAGCGAGCAAAUAUGACGCAAAUGGUGUUGACAUACACUUCUUGAACCACCGCGGAAGCUUGACAGGAAUUAAAGAUUCCAAAGUUGUCCAUGAAGAGUUCGCCAACCUCCAGCCCCGCGGCCCAACCCCUAUCGGGCACCGCCUCGAUGUCAUCCUCGGCGAUUAUUUCCGUGACCUCGACGCUGCAAAGAGACGGGAGGACGCUGGUGACUAUUUUGCACGCAAGCAAAUCAAGCCCGUGAAUGUGAUCAUUAUCACUGAUGGAGCGCCAACGGACGAUCCUGAGAGUGUGAUUGUCUCUUUUGCCAGGCGACUUGAGGCCGAUAAGUGGCCACUUGCACAGGUUGGGAUACAGUUCGUUCAGAUAGGAUCUUCGAGACACGCAACACAGUUCCUUAGAGAGCUGGAUGAUAACUUGAAACAGACACAUCAUAUACGGGAUAUCGUCGACACAACACCCUAUAUUGGCCAACUGAAUGCUGAGAUGCUUAUCAAGGUCCUUCUCGGUGGUAUCAAUCGCCGCGUGGACACGAAGGGUGGUGCUGCGGUUAUGUGA
Molecule: messenger RNA, 870 nt
Organism: Suillus paluster
Lineage: Eukaryota; Fungi; Basidiomycota; Agaricomycetes; Boletales; Suillaceae
Exons: 7
Coding region: 1-870 (289 amino acids)
Source: RefSeq, a predicted model, not a curated record